Pseudocercospora fijiensis CIRAD86 is the source of this 1512-nucleotide messenger RNA. RefSeq lists its product as uncharacterized. The transcript has a single exon. The record is from RefSeq and is a predicted model, not a curated record. NCBI's taxonomy places the organism in Eukaryota, Fungi, Ascomycota, Dothideomycetes, Mycosphaerellales, Mycosphaerellaceae. Bases 1 to 1512 code for a protein of 503 amino acids.
AUGUUCAAACCAACCAUUGCAAUUGCCGGCCUAGGCUGUGAAAACUCGACAUUCUCUCCAGCCCGCACUAACGCAGCAGCCUUCCACCCCAAGCGCGGCGACGAGAUCUUGGAACAAUACCAAUCCAUCCUGCCACCAUCCGCGACGUUUAUCGGAACACUCACUGGCCACUCCUUACCUGGCGGAAUCGUCACACGAGAGGCAUUUGAACAACUCUCCUCGGAAAUCACAACAAGAUUGCAAAAGACCCUCGACGAAGGACCGCAACUCGAUGGACUUUGGUUCGAUAUCCAUGGCGCCAUGCAUGUCGAAGGCUUUGAAGACGCUGAGGCAGAAUUACUUUCAAGAAUUCGAAACGUCGUCGGGCGAGAUGUAGUGGUAUCUGCGUCCAUGGACUUGCAUGGCAAUGUCUCGCAUUCGCUCAUUUCUCAAUUGGAUCUCGUGACGUGUUAUCGUACAGCACCACAUAUCGAUGUCAUGGAGACGAAAGAACGCGCGCUCCGAAAUCUUAUUGAAGUUUUGAAGAUGAGGUCAGAAGGUAGGAAGGAUUACUUACCUAUCAAAGCCUGGAUACCAGUUCCCAUACUCUUAACAGGAGAAAUGACAUCAACUCGAGAUGCGCCUGCAGAUCGAAUCUAUGCCGCAGUUCCAGAGAUCGAAGCGCUCCCAAGUGUCUUGGACGCUGCAAUUUGGGUCGGAUAUGCUUGGGGCGAUGAUGCCAGGAAUUGCGCUGUAGUAGUCGUGACAGGUGGGGAUGAGAAGGUCGUAUGUGAUGGAGCAGAGAAGUUGGCCAGACUGUUUUGGGAUGCGAGGAAAGAGUUCAAAUUCGUGGCACCGACGGGUAGUCUCGAGGAAUGUUUGGAUCAAGCUGUGAAGGUGGAUGCGAAGAGGCCUUACUAUAUCUCGGACUCUGGUGACAAUCCAACUGCUGGGGGGAGUGGUGAUGUGACAUGGAGUUUGGACAAGAUCUUGAGAAGGGAAGAAUUCAAAGGAGAUGAUGGGAUGAGGGUGAUCUAUGCGAGCUUACCUGGACCUCAGGCUGUGGAGAAGUGUUUCGAAGCUGGAGUCGGGGAGACCGUGACUGUUACUGCUGGUGCAGAGGUUGACGCCAUUCAUCAUGGUCCGAUCACGAUGACUGGCCGUGUUCACUCGUUGAGAAAGGGAGAUAAGUGGGCUGUGAGGGAAGCCGUGUUGCAAGUCAGCAAUGUCUUCAUCAUUCUCACCGAGUUUCGAAAGCCAUUCCACAAGGAAGUCGAUUUCAAGAAUCUGGAUCUGGACGCAAGGCACGGUGCCGAUGUGGUAAUUGUGAAGAUCGGGUACCUGGAGCCAGAUCUUUACGACAUGAGUGCGGAUUGGAUGCUUGCGCUUACGCCUGGCGGUGUGGAUCAAGAUUUGAAGAGGCUGGGCCACAAGAACAUUGCGAGACCAAUGUGGCCCUUCGACGAGGAGUUUGAGCGAGAGCCGGAUCUGAGUGCAAGAAUUGUUGGACGAUCGAAUCAUGAUCCAAUCUAA